AUGAAUUUUGGAGAGAGGAAUGAUCCUCCACACAAAGGAGAGAAGGAAGUUCCAGAAGGUGCUCCUUACUAUUUAGCUGGUCAGGCAUUCGUCAUAAGUGGCACACUUGACAGGUAUCUGAGAGCUAAUUACCUUCAAGGGAACAUUCCACCCGAGAUUGGAGAACUUGUGCACCUUACCAUCCUGGACUUGUCAAGCAAUUUGCUUAGGGGCACAAUUCCUCCAUCUAUUGGCUCUCUGAACCAAUUACGAUUUCUGAAUUUAUCAACAAAUUUCUUAUCUGGUGAGGUUCCAACUGUUGGAAUCCUUCUCCUACAUCUUAAUUCUGCAGAUUUGAUUGCCAAGGGAAAUUUGUAUACUCAGUCACGUGAAGAUGCAGCUAGUAAGUUGCUGGAAAAGGCUUUAAAGAUUCAGUUGGGAAGAGGAUUUUAG
This is a messenger RNA of Zingiber officinale, 432 nucleotides long. RefSeq names its product receptor kinase-like protein Xa21. Lineage: Eukaryota; Viridiplantae; Streptophyta; Magnoliopsida; Zingiberales; Zingiberaceae. The transcript has 6 exons. Gene Ontology annotation, molecular function: protein binding. The record is from RefSeq and is a predicted model, not a curated record. The coding region runs from base 1 to 432 and encodes 143 amino acids.